This is a messenger RNA of Acinonyx jubatus (cheetah), 1814 nucleotides long. It is a transcript of the gene BCL7B, whose product is annotated as BAF chromatin remodeling complex subunit BCL7B. The transcript has 6 exons. The record is from RefSeq and is a predicted model, not a curated record. Lineage: Eukaryota; Metazoa; Chordata; Mammalia; Carnivora; Felidae. The coding region runs from base 259 to 849 and encodes 196 amino acids.
CCGCCCACCUGCCCAAGGGUCGCGCGUCUCCCAGAGGGUCUGCCGACUUCCGGCCGCGCUGGGGCCGCGGGACCGCUUUUGGACGCCGGGCUCCGCUGUUCUGUCCCUGCGCCCGCCUGCUUCAGGAGCCUUUUGAGUUUUUAACUGCCCCAAAUAAUAUCUCUAACAAUCCCUGGGGGGUCCCCGCCGGCCAGACCGAGCGCUCUACGUAGUAACUCGCUGUAAGUUUGGUAAGAGCUCACGCUGAACCUACCUGUCAUGAGAACAGGCGUGGUCAUCGGAAUCAAACUCCCUCUCUUUCUCCUGAUACCGGUCCACACGCAGCCAACUGGGGAGAAAAAGUGGGUGACUGUGGGUGACACAUCCCUUAGGAUAUUUAAAUGGGUUCCUGUAACAGACAGCAAGGAGAAAGAAAAGUCAAAAUCGAACAGUUCAGCAGCCCGGGAACCUAAUGGCUUUCCCUCUGAUGCUUCAGCCAAUUCCUCUCUCCUUCUUGAAUUCCAGGAUGAAAACAGCAACCAGAGUUCUGUGUCUGACGUCUAUCAACUCAAGGUGGACAGCAGCACCAACUCAAGCCCCAGCCCCCAGCAGAGUGAGUCCCUGAGCCCAGCACACACCUCUGACUUCCGCACAGAUGACUCCCAGCCCCCUACUCUGGGCCAGGAGAUCCUCGAGGAGCCCUCCCUGCCCGCCUCAGAAGUUGCUGAUGAACCUCCCACCCUCACGAAGGAAGAACCAGUUCCACUAGAGACACAGAUUGCUGAGGAAGAGGAAGACUCAGGUGCCCCACCCCUGAAACGCUUCUGUGUGGACCAACCCGCAGUGCCGCAGACAGCAUCAGAAAGCUAGCACCAUCCUGGCGCCCUUCGCCUCCUGGCCCCCUGCCUCUAUUUAUUGCAUUCUGGUUCUGGCCGUGCUUUGUUGCUGGGGUAAGGGCAAGCACUGGGCUCCAGAGCUUGCACAUAGGAGCCUUCUGGGCUGGAAGGGUGACAUAGGACUUGGGGUGAUAGCAUCAUCUUCCCGUCCCUGGCACCUGUGUUUGCUUGCUCCUGAGAAGAGGAGCGCUCAUGUUCUUUUUGCACCCCAAGUAGGCUGGGGCGUCAGCCAUCCCAAGGUUCAUCUGUCACCUCCAGGUAGCAGUCUCUGCUCCAGAACCUCUGGACUGAGCCGCUGGCUCUUCUACAGGAGGAUGUGGAAGGAGAUGUGGAAGGCACCCUCUAGAGAAGAGAGUGCCCAGGGUUACUUGAACUUGAAUGGAGACUGUAGAUUCAUGGACUUUCCUAUCGGGCUAGGGGCCUGUAAGCUGCUGUUGGAGAAGGCCUGGUAGAGACUUUGGAGGGAAGGGAAGGCUGUGCACGAGGGCGGAAAAGUCUGUAUAGAUUUCUGUCCUGACACUUCUGCCCAUUCCUGAGGUUAUUCUGCCUCUCAUGGGCUCUCCAGCUGCUGACAGUCCUUUGUCCCCUGCUGCAACCACCCCCUUUCCCCAACACACACACACACGCAGACACACAUACACACACAGCUUUCCCUGGUCUCACCUGUAUGUUUCAUUCCAGCAUCCCCUGCCUCUUGCCACAGACUCUGCCCCAGCAAGGAUUUGAGGUUCUGCCAACAGUACCCAUCCCCCACAGUACUCCUUCAGCUCAGACUUUCUAGAAAGUUCCCUCUUCUUUGAAAUCUGCAUGUUUAAUUGAACUUUGUGAUUUUAUUUUUUGUUCAAAAAAGUUUAAGAAAAUGGAAAUGGGCAACAGUGAGUGAAGACAUAUUUUAGCACUGAAUAGAAUAUUUUUAAAAUUAAACUAUUUGAAAUACGU